AUGUCUUCCAUUGGGGCUAGCUAUGCUGGGGUUUAUGUGAUGCAGAAGCGACAGAAGGAGAAAAUGGAGAAGAAGGAAGACGAAACUAGAGGGAAAGGAGAGAGCAGUAUAGCAAAGGAGAGCAAAGUCUCUGCACCUGGGAGGACCAAAAAGGUUCGAGCUGUAGCACUGAAAAAUGCUCCUAAUAACCUCAAGUUGAUGUCACCAAAGAUUCAAAAAGACAUUGUAAAUGCUGCUGUAGGUGAAACAACUAAUGCUAUUAUAAGUGAUAUUGGUGAUUCCUUGUUUUCUAUUCUUGUUGAUGAAUCUCGUGAUGUAUCCAUUAAGGAGCAAAUGGUUGUUAUGUUUCGUUAUGUUGACAACAAAGGGUAUGUGAUUGAACGUUUCAUGGGUAUUGAACAUGUGGCUAGUACAACAGCUUUCUCAUUGAAGACUUCAAUUGAUGCAUUAUUUGCUAGACAUCAUUUGAGCAUAUCUCAAUUACAUGGUCAAGGUUAUGAUGGGGCAAGUAAUAUGAAUGGAGAGUUCAAUGUUUCCAAUGUGAUAAAUAUUGUUGGGGCAUCAUCAAAGCGUCGUGAACAAGCCCUCAAAGUUAUUGAAGCACUUAGCAAUGAUUUGCAACUUCAAGAGCUAAGGAAUCGUUUCACAGAGGUUAACAUAGAGUUGCUGCUUUGCUUGGCAUGCUUAAGUACGAAUAAUUCAUUUUCUGCUUUCAAUACGCAAAAAUUGGUACGUCUUGCUGAACUCUAUCCAAGUGAUUUUUCUACUGAACAACUCAUGGCACUUGAAAUUCAACUUGAGAAUUAUAUUGACGAUAUACAUUCCAAUACCAAGUUUCAAGAAUUGAAUGGAAUUUCUGAUCUUGCGAAAAAAUUAGUUGAGAUAGGAAAGCACAAAGAAUAUCCAUUAGUCUAUUUUCUCAUAACGUUGGGAUUAGUACUUCCAGUUGCUACAGCUUCUGUAAAAAAGGUAUUCUCUGGUAUGAACUUUGUUAAGAACCGGUUGCGCAAUCGAAUGGGAGAUCAAUGGAUGAAUGAUAGCUUGGUUGUAUAUAUUGAGAAAGACAUCUUCAAUGACAUUGAUAAUGAGCUCAUUGUCAAGCGUUUUCAAUUGUAA
Molecule: messenger RNA, 1116 nt
Organism: Prunus persica (peach)
Lineage: Eukaryota; Viridiplantae; Streptophyta; Magnoliopsida; Rosales; Rosaceae
Product: zinc finger MYM-type protein 1-like
Exons: 4
Coding region: 1-1116 (371 amino acids)
Source: RefSeq, a predicted model, not a curated record